UCAAAAACGAAGAGAUUCGAAAACGGAUUAGUGUGGACGUAGCCUACCUUCCCAAUGCGGAUACCUCUCUAAUAUGAAUACCUCCCUAAAAGAGACACCUCUCUAAUACGGACAGUUCUCUCAUACAGACACCUCUCUGAUAGUGUUAAUGUGUAUUCUAUGCGAGGUACAUGUAUAUAAUUACGCUUUAUUCUUCCUUAUUCAGAAAUUGAACGCCUUCUGAGAGACGAAAAGAUUUAUGUGGAGUUCAAGUAUGCCUGGCACUUCCUUUUAUCAAGGCUUGAUAUUUUCAGCUAUGAAGCGAAAGUAAAAAUGGUAGACGUCUGUUUAAAACAUGGAGCGAAGCCAAGCAACAGGGGAGGUCCUGGGGUAUCUGGCCUAAUGCUAGCGUGUGAGAAGCUAAAUGAUCUUUUUAUGUAUCCGCCUGUGGUGGAACAGAUGGUGUCGUUACUCUUGGAGCACGGAGCUGAAGUGAAUCAGCAGGAUUUUUAUGGGCGUACUGCGCUUCACUAUGCAUUUAAAUGCAUACAUGACAAUCAUCUUUUUCUAUUAAAAAACCUUGCUCAAAAACAACGUAUUGUUAAAAUCCUUAUUCAGCACAACGCAAACAUUUAUCUAAGAGAUUCGUCUGGGCUUUCCGCCAUUGAUAUGGCUAAGCGUGAGGAACACGAAUCUUGGUUAAAAACCGACGAAGCAUCAUUGACAGGGACAUGAUCGAGAUCCUGCUCCGAAGAAAACUAAAGCCAGCUUCAAUCUAAACUAUAGUCCCUUAUUCAAAAGAAAGCAGGACUCGUACGAGAAACUCUUUGUCUCUGGAAAACUUACAUCUGUAUUACUUGGAACCCACAAAAUAACCUUAGCAACCAACGCACGUAUGAACUUUCAAUUACGUACACUGAAUCGUUAAAUUUAAAAGACUUUCUAUACCAUCCACGCUAUACCGUAUUUAUCGUCGUAAGUCAGUUGUUGUAUGUAAAUGGCAAACAUAUAAGUAAUUUUACUUAUAUGUGUAGGUAAUAGUAUGGUUUCCAGAGCAACUUGUCUUUAAUAAUAAAUAUAUGAUUGUUGAACCAACAAGCUUACUGUUAAAAAUCCUUAACUCAUUACUGACAAAACAUAAUACAUUGUCAACCUAGCCCCCC
This is a messenger RNA of Paramuricea clavata, 1142 nucleotides long. The record is from the annotation of a GenBank genome assembly. Lineage: Eukaryota; Metazoa; Cnidaria; Anthozoa; Malacalcyonacea; Plexauridae.